UUUGCAGCAGGAGUGAUUGGCAAUGUAUUGGCAAUCAUAUUCCUUGCCCGGUCAUCGAGAGAACAUAAACGAUCUGUCUUUUACAGACUAGUCGGAGCACUUGCCUGCACGGAUCUACUCGGCACGUGCGCUACAUCUCCAGUAACAUUAGCAGUGUAUGCGAAUAAUUUCAAAUGGGUUGGAGGAAUGCCGCUUUGCAAUUAUGAAUCAUUUAUGUUAAUAUUUGCUAGUUGUUCAACGAUAUGUAUUAUAUGCACCAUGGCCGUGGACAGAUUCGUUUCUAUUUGUCAUCCAUUUUUUUACGAUAAACAUGUGUCUGUUGGAAAAAUAAAAUUCAUAGUUUUAGCACUUUGGACAUUUGCCUUUGUAAUGGGAUGCUUGCCAAUCAUUGGUUUUGGGGAAAACAUUAUACAAUUUCCAGGAACAUGGUGCUUUUUCACGUUUACCAGUACAGUCAUGAAAAAUAAGAUUUAUGCUUACUUGUACGCAGUGAUUGGUAUUCUAGGAAUCAUUGUGACGGCAAUGUCAAACAUGUUUGUUAUAAUCGUGCUAGUGAAGAUGCAUCGUAAAGCAGCUGCUAUGUCACCGUGCAAUACGUGCUCACAUAGAUACAGCAGGGAAAUACAGAUGAUGGUUCUUAUGAUUGGCAUUGUCCUCAUUUUCUCCACAUGCUGGUGUCCAUUUUUGGUUCGUCUUAUCAUCAAUCAGAUUAAUCACAGACAUGUAAACGUCAAGGCUGAUCUUAUGACACUCCGUCUAGCCUCUCUAAACCAGAUUCUUGAUCCGUGGAUAUAUAUUCUGUUUAGAAAAGAACUGUUUUCAAAUGCAAUGAAAUUGGUACGAAACGUUUUGAGUAGAUUUUGUAAGACAGCAUCAAGAAAAAACAGCUCGUGUAAUUUCAAAAAUGGAAUCUCAAGUGCAAAUGACAGAACGUUUCAUAAAGAAUCUAAUGUUGACAGUUUAGCUAAUAAUAUUGAUGAAAACGACAUGUUUCUGAGCGAGCUAAGUUCAACAACAAGACAAAGCAAAAACUCAUUCGAGAAAGGGAAGUCGAAAAAAGACAAAAAUAUGUCAUCUCUAAAACAAUUGAUGAGUCAACACAAUCCACACUGUUUUGGGCUAAAACACCCAGCGUGUCUAUUUUGCUUUUCAAGUCUUCCUAGCGCGUUGGCAAUUUCGUUUGGUACGGGACAGACUUUCACACCAGAAAUGAUGACACAGGAAGAAAACGAACAAUCAAGCGAGGCGCAUAACUCAGAUGCAUAAAUUAUUACAUUUUAUUAGGCUGCACAUAAACAUGUAUAUACAAAUUUUAUGGCUAAAUAUCUGAGCCAUAAAUCUUUUAUAUUAAUUCUUGUUCUGAUAUAAAACAUACCAUUUCUGAUUGUUACUUUAAUUUAACAGUUUUGAGUGACUUUGUUUUAACAGUAUUUAAUGAAUAUGUCUUUUUACCUGACUGUGCCAAAUUUACAUUUCAUUAUUGGACAAUUAUUGACAAAAAAUAGUAUGCAUGCAUAAAAAAUAAAGUUAAACAAUGUUGAACAGAAAUUGUGAUCUUUGAAGUGGCGCUUCCUAUAUGAUGUGGAUGUUUAACAACAGUUACUGUGAGAUGAUGAGAUUUUUAGAGAAUGAUCGAGUAAAUGUCUCAAGUCGAUAACUAAAUGAUAUUUUUUUUAACUUUUCAUCUAUUUUCUUUGCAUAAAUGUUACCCAGUAAAUGGAAUUUGACAACAAUUAACAUUGUCAAGAAAAAAAUAUCAAAGGGCAGGACGUGAAGUGGUUGCACACUUAAUUGCUUCUUAAAGGGAGAAAAAUCCUUGCAAACUUGACAAAAUUGCUACCGAGUCAUGAAUAUUUACAACACCGGCACGUAUUUUCUUCAGGUAAAUGG
Molecule: messenger RNA, 1890 nt
Organism: Ruditapes philippinarum (Manila clam)
Lineage: Eukaryota; Metazoa; Mollusca; Bivalvia; Venerida; Veneridae
Product: prostaglandin E2 receptor EP4 subtype-like
Exons: 2
Biological process (GO): positive regulation of cytosolic calcium ion concentration; adenylate cyclase-activating G protein-coupled receptor signaling pathway; inflammatory response
Cellular component (GO): plasma membrane
Molecular function (GO): prostaglandin E receptor activity
Source: RefSeq, a predicted model, not a curated record